ACUGAGUGCUUUCUUAGAGACAUACUAUAGCUUGAUUUUAUUUUAUCUUUUUCUCCUACAAUGAAACAACUUUCUUUGAGUUUUCUGCAUUAUUUUACACUAUUGCUUUUAUGAUGAUAUGAUAUGAGUCGAGAACAACCCUCAACAUCUGCAUGUCUAAAGGAAGUUCAUAAAUAGAAAAAAAAGCUUUUCACUCUCCAGCAUGACGUCAGUCUUAAAAAACUAGACACACACAGUAGAUAUUCAACAUAAAACCACACAGGGUAACCAAUGAGAAAGGGAAGUCAUUAUAUUUAGCUCUACAGUGGCAACUUUUCCAACGACAUUUAAGCAGGCAGUGCUCAGCUUAUUGCCAUUUGAGGGUGAAACGGUUUAAUAAACAACAAAGACUUCUCUCAGCAUGUAAGUACAGAAUGUUUUAAUGUUCUACAGAAUGUUUCAUUUUCCAAAGGCUUACAGUUUAGUUUGAUAUCAUUAUGAGAUGAAAAAUAUGUUGGUAUUAUACUGUACAUAUGUGUAGUUAAGAUGGAAUGUUGCAAGUGAGCUUAAAUACUGUGAAAGGGAACCGGUACCAUACGUCAGAUCAAUGACUUGGAGUGGCUAUGAGUUGCUGUGAGUUGCAAUAAGUUGUACUUGUUUUCUUUGGAAAAACGGCUCUAUUGCCAAGUACACUGGGUUUGCUGAUGUGUGUGUCUUGGCACUGCUCUCUAUUGUAAACUCAUAUGUAAUGUAGGCUACUGGAGACUAAUUUAAGAUGGGCUGCUAUCAGCCAAGUGAAACUUUUGCUGUGGUUGUUAUAAGAGUGUUGGUGUAAAGUACUGAUCUAUCUAUCAGAACAUAACACAUCUACCAGCAAAUAGGGAAGAAGUAUUUUCUGUGACUGUGCGAUAUCCAAUACCAUACUAUACUGUCACUAAAUACUACCGUUUUAUAUUCAUCAUAUGUGUAUUUGUGUAGUAUAAUUGCAGGUUGACGUAGACAUGCACUUCUGUGAAGGAAACACAUGUUUGGUUGCAUUCCUUCUGUCUCUACCAGGUGUUCUAGAUUGCUGGAGUGUGACCUACACUCCUCAGAGUAUCUGUGCCAUGAGGGGAUCAUCAGUGACUAUGGGCUGCUCUUACUCAUAUCCAAAUAGAGUAACAGUGACUGAAACAUUUUGGCAUGAACAAGGGACAUGGGAAGAUUUAAGCAAGAAGGACAAAUAUAAGGAUCGUGUCAAGUUCCUUGGAAACACUGUGAAUAACUGCAGCAUGAAGAUGGAAGGUCUUAGAGAGAGUGACUCUGGAGAAUAUCAGUUUAAGUUUAUAACAAAUUAUUCCGGUGGGAGGUACUCUGGAAGUCCUGGGGUCACACUCUCAGUUUCCACUCUGCAGGUAGUGAUGAGUCCUCCCACAGUGACAGAGGGACAAAGGGUGACACUGACCUGCAACCACAUCCAACCAUGUCCUGCAAAUGCCAACCCCACCUACAUCUGGUACCAGGACAGAAAACUUGUUUCCAACCAACACACAAUGAGAGACAACCCUCUCAUCCUCAAUUCAGUCAGCAGCAAGGAUUCAGGCAAUUACUCCUGUGCUUUAAGUGGACACAAGGAUUAUCCAUCACCUGCAGUGACUCUCGUUGUGAGAUAUGCUCCAAGGAAUGUGUCAGUAUCACUGAGUCCCUCUGGUAACAUAGUGGAGGGUGAUUCAGUGACUCUGACCUGCAGCAGUGAUGCCAACCCACCAGCGACCACAUACACCUGGUUUAAGAUGAAAAGGGCUGAAACCUUUCAGAUGGAGGGAUCAGGAUGGAGAAACCAGAUCACUAAUAUUAGCUCUGAGUUCAGUGGGCAUUACCACUGUGAAGCAAAGAACGAUAUUGGAGCCAGUAAUUCUUCAGCAGUUCUGGUGGAUGUUCACUACCCCCCAAAGAACACUUCUGCAUCAUUCAGUCCCUCUGGUAACACAGUUGAUGGAGAUUCAGUGACUCUGACCUGCAGCAGUGAUGCCAACCCACCAGUGCACAACUGCACCUGGUACAAGAAGACUGGAAGUGACUCUAUUCUUAUAGCCACAUGGAAUAGUAGUAGCUUUCUGUUGGCCUCUGGAAAUGGUGGAUUGUACUAUUGUGUAGCACACAAUGAAUAUGGCAGUCAUAAGUCCUCUGAAAUUGAAGUGCCUUUUGCAGGUGUGCCAGGAGGACUGUUUGCCGUUUUGGGGAUUAUACCAGUAGUGGCUCUCAUAGUCGUGCUUGUGUUCGCGUGCAGAAGUAGGAGAGGAGCAUCCACCAAGAGCACCAGUGAGACGGUGGGUGAUGGGCAGAAGGAUGACGCCAGUCCUGUGUAUGAAAACACGUCUGCAGUGCCCAGGACCUCUGACCAGGCACAGAGAGUGCAGUUUUGCAGUCCCUCCUGUGUUGUCAAUCAAACUGAGGAUGAUGCUGUGAUCUACAGCAACAUCGACUAAUCCAGAAGUGGAACACAAUAUACCACAGUAUGUCUUAACUCAGUUUGAGGAUAUCAGCAGUGAGUGGCAUCAACAGCAUGGAGACAGGGGUGACUUGUACCAUCACAGGUGUGAGUUAAUUUAGAUUUGAAAAUGAAUGACAAGAGCCAUUUACUUGCUUUAUCCAACCCCUCUUUCAGUAUUGUACAAAUAUCAUUUUUCACCAGUCUACAGUAUGUGUCCCCUGGGUACCACAUGACCUUGGUGUUGUCAUCUUGAUCUCUUACUCUUGAGAUACAGGAACACACUUUUUAGUAAUUUUUCAAUUUCAUUCAUUUUGCCUUAUGCUUGAGUUAUAUUUUACUUAGUUGCAAUGCUUCUUGUUGGCUAUAUGUAGUUCAGCUGUCAUACACAAAAUACAUUCCUAUCUG
Molecule: messenger RNA, 2857 nt
Organism: Clupea harengus (Atlantic herring)
Lineage: Eukaryota; Metazoa; Chordata; Actinopteri; Clupeiformes; Clupeidae
Product: B-cell receptor CD22-like
Exons: 9
Coding region: 981-2447 (488 amino acids)
Source: RefSeq, a predicted model, not a curated record